Molecule: messenger RNA, 1179 nt
Organism: Schistosoma bovis
Lineage: Eukaryota; Metazoa; Platyhelminthes; Trematoda; Strigeidida; Schistosomatidae
Source: the annotation of a GenBank genome assembly
AUGAAGAAUUAUUUGAUUAGUUCAAUGAAAUUUAAACAACAUCUAGAAAGUGAUCUAACACAAUCGAACAGUAAACAAAUAGUUAUGGAACCAAUUCAACGAAUAUCUGGUAUCCUAUUUUAUAUUAAGGCUAGUGGUAUAGCAUUAAUACAAUUAAUCAUCAUAUGGGCAAUGAAUACUACUGUAAUAUUAGUUCAUACAUUCAAGGAAUGGUUACAAUCUACAAACUGGUUUGUUGGAUUGUUUUUCUUUUUGGGACUCUUUAUUGAUUUGGAAAUCAUUCUAAUGCCACGAGUGCAAUUUAUUUUUCCAUUAAAUUAUAUACUAUUGAUAUUCAAUUCGAUCAUUCUUUCAAUUCCAGUUUCAAGGUUUCUAUGUGAAUUGAAAACGUUAUGGAUUCCAUGUAAUUGGGUUAUUACAUUGGGAAUUACAUUGCUGACUAUAAUAUUUGGCAAAUUAAUACGUUUCGAUAUACAAACAUCAUUGAAUAUAUUCCUUACUGUUAUAUUCACUUUACAAGCAAUAGUUUAUAUUGCUAUGAUUAUAUUAAAUUAUUAUGGUUACUUUGAUGUCAUUCUGAUUAUUUCUGGAUCAGGAAUGCUACUGACAAUCAUUUAUGAAUUGGCAAUUGCAACUCAAGCAAUUUUUCCAGGUGAUAAACGAUUCAUAUUUCGUGAUAAUCAAUAUUUUCUAUGUGGAUUAGUUCUUGCAACUAUAAUGAUUUGGAUGAAUAUGAUUAUUUCAAUGUUCAUUUCACUUACAUCACCACCAUCUCCUGUUCAUGAACAAUCUUUAUCAUCUGUACAAAAAGUCAGAACACAAAAUCUAACUAAUCAGUUAUCCCAAGAAUUUCAAGGUCAACAUAAACGACUUUGGGCUCAAAUUCGUUCUGCUUUAGAAUCACCAUUUCAACAUGAAUAUACAAAUCAUCAAAGGCAAACUACUAAUGAAAGGAUUUCUCCUGUAGUACUUCUCAUUGUUAAUCGUUGUAUACAUUCAAUGGUCAAUGAUCAAUCUAAACAACAUCAUUCUACAUUUAAUCACAAUGAAAAUGGAUCAUUUCAUUGUUUUAUUACACGUCUUGGUCAAUUAGUUAAUCAUUUAUAUUUGUCAAAUUCUAAAAAUUCAUGUUCAAUUAUAAAAGCUCACCAAUUGGACUCUUUAAAUAAACAAAAGUGA